UUGUAGGUACGAGCGCUGGAUAUCCGGACAUAUUCUCUUGACCUUGACGCAGCCGCGCCGCACGUGUGCGUAUUUCACACAGGAAAACCCAAACAUUCGAGCUCUGGAGGGAAAAUGGCUGAACAUCUGAAUGGACUGAAACCGGCGCACACAUUGUCUUUGGAUUAAUGGACCUCUGUGGUAGUCGAACUACUCAGCCACGUCUCUUUCUGCCUCUGGACAUAUUUCCAACUACUCUUAAAUGUGGGUAUUCACAUCAUCAGCACGUCAGCACCUGCUGGUGUGGGGCAGAAGAGUGCACCGGCCAGUGUCAGUCCCGAGCGGGGACUCCCAGUUGGCCCCUUACCACGUCACAGCUUCUCUCCUGCACCCAAAGGACGGCAGCUUCAACCCUGUGGUGAGGAAACGGCCCAGACAGAAGCCAGAUGUGUCUUACGGUUGGCGUGACCGUCAUAGGUCAGCCCAGAGUGAAGCGUGGAAGAAUGAGAGCCCAGCGAUGCAGACGACAAGUCACAGGAAGGGAGACGACCAAAGAGUUUCCUCUGAACUCAGGAAACUGUUUCUGGAGGAUUCCCCCGGAGUGAUGGAGAGGCCGGUGGCGUGCAAGCCAACACGGGACUCCAAAUUACAGAGCCUUGAGAUUGUUUUUGGCAUCUCUCCCUGUCUCUUGGCUCUGACUCAGGGCAGAAGGAAGGUCAAAACCCUGUUUGUAAAAGACAACGAGGCCCCCGAUAGGGCCUCAGUGAUAAAGGUGUGCGAGGAGGCUUGUCGGCGAGGAGUACAAGUCCAGCGGGUGAGCAAGAACAUUCUGGAAAGGAUGUCCUCUGGGCGGGUACAUCAAGGAGUCUGCCUGGAGGCCAGUCCUCUGAGAUAUCUCACCGAACGCACCGACUCUGCGCCCAGCACAAAAGAACCCCCCCCGCUGUGGCUCGUCCUGGAGGCGAUUCAGGACCCGAUGAAUCUCGGCGCCAUCCUGCGCUCUGCUUAUUUCCUCGGUGUGGACAGAGUGGCCAGCAGUCUCCGCCACACCUGUCCACUGUCUCCAGUGGUCAGCAAGGCCAGCUCCGGUGUCAUGGAGGUGCUCAGGGUGCACGGAUACGAGAACCUUGAAGACAUGCUGAAGCUGAAGGUGGCGCAGGGCUGGCAGGUGGUCGGCACAGUGGCAGCGGGCGCAGGCGAGUCCCAGAUCCCCGUCGUCCGGUGUACAGACUUUCAGAUGACCAAACCCACGUUGUUGCUGAUGGGAGGUGAGAUGGAAGGGUUGUCCCGGGAGCUGCUCACGCUGUGCCAAACCCUGCUCACCAUCCCGGCCGGCAGAGAUUUGUCUGACGGCAUAGAGUCUCUGAAUGUCUCUGUAGCUACCGGCAUCCUGCUGCACAGUCUGCUUUCCUCCAGGAAGUCGACCACAUGAUCACCCCAAGUCCAUCCAUCCAUUAUCUUUACAGCUUUGCCUCUGAGGGUCAUGGGGAGUGGGGUCCAAGCUGACAUUGGGCAAGAACCCCAAAUACGGAACUGUGCAAAAGUUUUAGGCACUAAAAGUUAAAGUAAUGUCAGAAAGUUUUUACAGACAAGCUUUCAAAAAUAAAGCCAUGAAUAGUUAUUGUUUAUUUGUUAACUUCCAACCUUCCCUGACCAGUCCUUCGCUACAGGUAGGUUGGUCAGAGCAUCUUGGAGAAGUUCCAAGUUCUAAUUUAAUUUGUCUCAGUGUCUUCUAUCUCAUGUGAUUUGCCAGACUGACUCCAUGAUGUAGACAUCAGGGUUGUCUGGCCGCCACACCAUCUAUUCUUCUUCAAAAGACACUUCGUCACGACUCUGCGUGUUUGUUUGGGCUCUUUGUCCUGCUGCGGGAUGAACACGGGACUGAGCAGAAAAAAAUCUGAACAACUAAAGUACCUAAAACCUUUGCACUGCUCUGUCUCCGCCUGUACUUUGAAAAGUAGUAGUUGAAAAUGCACUAUUUCCUUGUUUUAAUAAAGUUAUCAAAAAACUACAGUGCAUUGUAAUUUUGAUCAGUUAAAUGAAUUGCUGGGCCAUUGGGAAAUAAGUGAACUGAAAAAAGUAAAAUGGCAAAUGGACUAUUAAGUCACAUUCACCCAAUCACACACAUUCAGAAUGUAUUAAUGGACUGACAACAUAAUUAUUGGAUUUGUUGACAAUAAUAAAGAUGUACAAGUUUCAA
Messenger RNA from Scophthalmus maximus (turbot), 2179 nucleotides. It is a transcript of the gene mrm1, whose product is annotated as mitochondrial rRNA methyltransferase 1 homolog (S. cerevisiae). The transcript has a single exon. Gene Ontology annotation, biological process: rRNA methylation. The record is from RefSeq and is a predicted model, not a curated record. Lineage: Eukaryota; Metazoa; Chordata; Actinopteri; Pleuronectiformes; Scophthalmidae. The coding region runs from base 242 to 1411 and encodes 389 amino acids. Gene Ontology annotation, molecular function: RNA methyltransferase activity; RNA binding. Gene Ontology annotation, cellular component: mitochondrion.